UAUUCUAAUAUCAAUGAAAUGAACAAAUUUCUACCAAAUUUUUUUUGAAAUGAACAAAUAAUAAACCAAAACUCUAUUGAUAUUAGUAUAUCAUAUCAGGUUUGGGAUAUUUAUGAAUAUCAACGGAUAAUAAUUUUUUUAUUGAAAUUGUAUCUAAAAACAUUAUACUAGUGCACAAGUUAUUAGGACGAGUGACCAAAUAUUAAGUGAUAUAAUUGAUUGGUGCUCCAUGCCAAAGCCAUGGGCUUAAAGGCUCACAAAUCAUUAUCGAAUAUAGUGACCGCAUUAUUAUUUUUUUAUCAAAAUUUCCCCAAAGCUACGGAAGCCCUUAUUGGUAAGCAGGUUCCGAUGCUCCCCAGGUGCCGGUGUGCUGGGACAGUGCAGAAACUUUGGAGCAUUUAUUCUUAGAUUGCCUAGUUGCUCGGGCCUUUUGGGAUUAUUCUGGACUGGCUUACUUAGGGGAGGGGCUCCCUCGCCAUACUUUCCCUUUGUUUCUGAAAAGAUUAAUGGCGUUGAUUCCCCAGCCUCCUCUGUUUAUGGCUUUGGUUGCUCUCCUUUGGCGGAUUUGGCGGUCACGGAACUGGGUUGUCUUUGAAGGCAAGCAGUUUGGGUUCCCGGUCUUGAUGCGUCAGUUUCAGCAACAGUAUGAGGAGUGGAUCCGGCUCCCAAUUAACACUAGCCCAGGAUUGUCUCCCCUUGCAGCCGAACCCUCUAAGUCGAACCUCAUGGGUCUAGGUGGGGGGAACAGGGUGGUGUGUAUGUGGGAUGGGGCGGUUUGGAGAGGAUCUCAUUCGGCUGGUGGGGUGGUUCUUUUUACUCCUACUAGGUAUGUUUGGCUGGUGAAAGGGGUUUGUUUUCCUGGCAUGGAUGAUCCGAUGGUGGUAGAAUUGCUUGUCCUUCGGGAGGCAGUUUGGUGGUGCCUGGAGCUAGGCCUCUCGGAGGUCCAAUUUGAAGGUGAUGCCAAGGUUAUUAUUGAUAAAAUCAAUCGUGCGGAUGCCAGAGAUAACCGGAUCAGAGCUGUUUUGGAGGAACUUCAACAAUAUUUUCAUAGCUCUGCUGGUUUUAGGGUUCGAUUUGUAGGUCGGAGUAGUAAUAGGGUAGCCCAUUCGGUGGCUCGUAAAGCCCUCUCUUUGUACCCGACUACGAGUCGUUCUUUUGAUUUCCUGGCAUGGCUUUCUUCCACGAUGUAGUUACCUAUUUUUUUGAUCAAUAUAUGAUUAUCUUUUGUCAAAAAAAAAAUUUGGGUUACAAACCAUUUAUUCAAUCUACACAAUAAAUAAAAGACAAAUGAGAAAACUUGAAGUCCCAUUUCAAAUUUCCUGCAUCUAGAGUAAAAGUAGGAAGGGUAGAUUCGUCUUCACAGUUAUUUAUUAACUUCUUAAUGCAUCCAGAGUGAAAGUAGGAAGGGUAGAUUCGUCUUCACAGUUGUUUAUUAACUUCUUAUUUACAGAAAAAAAAUACAUCAUUAAUGAGAUUUGAACCGUGGUCUCUUUGAACAAAGAUAAGAAACAUAACCAGUUACA
Messenger RNA from Linum trigynum, 1523 nucleotides. Lineage: Eukaryota; Viridiplantae; Streptophyta; Magnoliopsida; Malpighiales; Linaceae. The record is from the annotation of a GenBank genome assembly.